Messenger RNA from Podospora pseudopauciseta, 1543 nucleotides. RefSeq lists its product as uncharacterized. The transcript is spliced from 2 exons. Lineage: Eukaryota; Fungi; Ascomycota; Sordariomycetes; Sordariales; Podosporaceae. The coding region runs from base 717 to 1442 and encodes 241 amino acids. The record is from RefSeq and is a predicted model, not a curated record.
UGAUGUGAUGCGAUCUGGAUCUGAGGCGGCACGGAGAUCUCCAAUCUACCUCCAUCUUGGCUAUUCCCCAACUUCCCCCUCAUACCUAAGGUAUAUAUAUUGUGUGUGAUAUUCUAGCUUACUAAACCUCUACCAGCCAAGCUAUCCUCGCGAAGCGAACCAUCACUUCGACUUGCAGGCGCUGAAUCAGCAAUCCGCGUUACACACAAUUAUCCAAUCCUUAGUCCCGGCUGACAAUGCAGUCAACUAGUUGUACGUUGCAUCGGGCAGGCAGUGCCUUAGUCAGGACAUAGCAACAACACGAACAACGUGGUGGAUAUUGAAGCCAUCGACAUCAUCCUUCCGCGGGCUGGACUCUCGGUGGAGUGCUGAUUCCGGUGUUCAAGGCCGCGGUUCUCGUCAUCACGGACUCGAUGCUGUCUAGUCGAUGUGACCCAUGAUGACCUGGGCACUGACGGGAUGCUGAUCAAGUGAUUAGACGGUGCUUGUCAAGAUGCUUGUGGCGGUCAACAACGAUAAUCCGGGAGGCAAGGUGCGGGACGAUAAUGAGGAAAGAAAUUCAGGAUAUCGAGAGUCCUGCGGGGAUCUUGGGGAUGAAGUUCAUGUAUAAAAGGAGUUGGUACAGCCAGAAUAUCAAUCACUCACUUCCAUCACCAUCACCAUCACCAUCUCCUCAGCAACCUUCUCACCAGUGAUUUCACCUUGACCAUCUCACAAUGAAGUUCACCACCCUUCUCACAACCGCCCUCACGGCCCUCCCCAUCCUGGCCGACUCGUCCUUCCCCUGGGAACGCCUCAACAAAAACGACUCCCUCCUCAUCAUUGUCGACCUCCAAGAAGGCCUUUACAAUCUCGCCCGUGACUACGACCCAACCCUCUUCAAACAAAACAUGCUCGCCCACUCCGCCCUAGGCCUUGCCUUCCCCACCCUCCCCGUAAUCCUCACCACCUCGGCCUCCACCGGCCCUAACGGCCCCCUCCCCCAAGAAAUCCUCGACAUGUACCCCACCGCCCCCGUCAUCGCCCGCCAAGGAGAAGUAAACGCCUGGGACUCCCCCGAAUUCCGCGCCGCGGUCAAGGCCACAGGCAAGAAGCAGAUCAUCCUCGCCGGCAUCGUCACAGACGUUUGCACCGCCUUCUUGGCUCGCUCUCUCCGCGCAGAGGGGUACUCCGUCUGGGCCAACCAGGAAGCCUCGGGCACCGUCACAAAAGAGAUCCGCGACCUCGCCAAUGAUCAGAUGAUGCGCGCCGGCGUCAACGUCGUCUCCCUUUUUAGCAUCGUCUGCGACCUGAUGAGGGACUGGCGCUCAUCCCCCGGCGCAAAGGAGAUCCUCCCCUGGCUGGACACGUACAUGCCCGUCUACGGGAUGCUCGCCCGCGGCCAUCGUGCCGCCGUCGAGAACGGGACUUUGAUCCCCGGGGAGGCUGACUUGCCUCUUUGAGAUCGCGCAAACUCAACCCCAUCCCAGCGAGGAUGAGAGAUGCAAAAGUUGAGAUUGACGGACAGAGGAGGAAAAUGAGCAGGAGGGAGGUAGAUAGAGAA